CCCCAAUCCUCAUUUCCCACUCAAAUUCAAAUCUAAAUCUAAACCCUAAAUCUCCCAAUUUUCUGUAUCUCAAAUUUUCUCGCGAAAAUGUCAGGCCGUGGAAAGGGUGGUAAGGGACUAGGAAAGGGAGGUGCAAAGAGGCAUAGGAAGGUUCUCCGAGAUAACAUCCAAGGCAUAACAAAACCAGCUAUUCGCAGAUUGGCAAGAAGAGGUGGUGUUAAGAGAAUCAGUGGUUUGAUAUAUGAAGAAACCAGGGGAGUUCUCAAGAUCUUCUUGGAAAACGUGAUUCGCGAUGCUGUUACGUAUACUGAGCAUGCGAGGAGGAAGACUGUUACCGCCAUGGAUGUUGUGUAUGCUCUCAAGAGACAGGGAAGAACCUUGUACGGAUUCGGUGGUUAAAGAAGAAGCUUUCAUUUCUUAAUUUUAUUAGUUUUAGUGAAGUAAUUGGUGCGUGUGAUUGUAAUUCUGGUUGCUUUUGAUGAUGUUUACGUCAAUUGAGAAGUGGAAUGUUCAUGAAAUCUUAGCAUACUCAAUUCAUAUGGAUUGAAAUUGAAAUCUAAUGAAAACCAGAACUCUUUAUAGUGA
This is a messenger RNA of Lathyrus oleraceus (garden pea), 585 nucleotides long. Its product is annotated as histone H4. The transcript has a single exon. The record is from RefSeq and is a predicted model, not a curated record. Gene Ontology annotation, cellular component: nucleosome. Lineage: Eukaryota; Viridiplantae; Streptophyta; Magnoliopsida; Fabales; Fabaceae. Bases 88 to 399 code for a protein of 103 amino acids. Gene Ontology annotation, molecular function: DNA binding; protein heterodimerization activity; structural constituent of chromatin.